AUGGCAGUUUCCAGAAGGAAGGAUCAGUUGUGGACGGAGAAGCGGGAGUCUGAGCUUCAGAGAUCACUGAAGAAAUGGUUUGCAAUUGUUGGGAAUUGGUGCUCCUUUGACGUGCCCGACCUCCAUGACAUCACGGUGAGCAAGCGCUGUCUAGGUGUGGACCCACUCGUCCACUCCCCUGGCAAGUCUCUUAUGCCGGCACCAGCAGACGAUGGAACGGCUUUGCAACGGUCGCUGGAGAGUGACGAGGCAAGGGUCAUACGCUUAGUGGACAAGUUGCUUUUGGAAAUCCAGUCUGGGUAUUUCAAUCCAGAUUGCAGCAGGGCUGGAAGGUUCAACAAGCAGUGCAUGCCUGAUCCCAGUUCAGAUGUUGGUGCACAGUCUUUUAAUGACAGUGAUGGUGAAAACUUUUUCAUGGAAGAAACGAUUGACAAGAAGUUGUCGGAUGCUGUGGAAGUGGUUGAGACGCAAACUGCAGAGAUUGAUGAGGAUCAUUAUACGAGUUCCUCUUCUGACAGUGAAGCUGAAAGCGUUGUGCUUGAGGCGCCAGUCAGGGUCUUCUUGCCCCCACGAGCACCGGAAGGGUACCAUUUCAUGCAGCACAGGCAGAGAUGCAAUGAGCUGUCAACAGCUACACUGAAUUUGAACGAUUUGCUGCGAGCGCAGAACAUUGCAAGCUUCUCUGAACUGGCGUUUGCUUGUGGGGCACCUAACAAGGCGCCAACAGAUGAUGAAUUCAGGGCCUUCACCACCUCCAUUUUGGGUGCAGGAUUCACAGCAGGCGAAACAGAACCUUCACAUGCGUUGCUGGACAAGUGCCAACUCAUGUACGACACAGGGGCAGUGGUAUGGAUAUCACCUUCCUUGUGUACCAAGCGAGAAUCUGAGGUCCAGGCUGCCCCAAAAGAUUCGCAACAAGUGCUACGGAUCGAAGCCCAGACCUUGAAAGUGAACACAGAGGGGCCAAAGGUUGCUGACGCAGACCAUGGCUCUGAGAUCAAACUGCAAUGGUGCCUUCAAAGGCGUGGAGUGGCAUUUGAGAUGUGCGAGCUGGUUUCUUGGGAAACUUCCCAAAAGUGGUUGGCUACAUUGUUUGCGGCCUAUUCUACAGAUCCUCCACCUGGGUUUGCAAGGGUCACUCUUCAACAACUUGUAGCGGCAGACAAAGCGAUGUGGACAAUGUUGGCCAGAGACAUCGCGUCAGUCAAACCUGACAUCAAUGGGAAGAGGCCAUUAGACGAAGCAAUUGAGAAAUUGAUGCACGACCCUCGCAUCACCAUGUACAUGUUAGCCUUGCCCACGCGCAGUCCUGCAGCAGUCGCAGCAGCGCCCAAAUCUUCUGGGUCCACUCAUGCAGCAGGCACAAUUCAGCCGAAGAAGAAAGCCAGGCCUAGCAAGAGGAAUCGCACCCAGCCAACUCCUCCUGAAGAGUUGAAGACUUGCUACCAGCAGACGGCCGAUGGGAAGCCCAUAUGCUGGGCCUACAAUUUACAGAACGGUUGCACCUUGGAAGCCACGGGACAGCCGCCCAAGUGCCGCAAAGGACACCCACGCUUCCUACCCUAUGCUGGGAGCCCGCAUUUGGACACUCUUUUGAAGGCAAAUUUGGGACAGAACUGGAAAGACUUGGAACGACACAGACUCUCCUUUUUCAAGCGAUGGCUGGCUCGAGCAAAAGAACUUGAGGUGGAUGAACGCAACCUCAAAGAGCCCCCAAAGCUGACCUUUGAGGCUUUGCUGCGGUCGUCGUUGGGGCUACAGGAAGCGGUUCUUCAAAAGGUUUCGGAACCAGACGACGAAGGUCUUCACCGUGUUUGGUGCAGUGCUUUCUUCGAUGAUUUCCCCACCAUGUCGGUGGCUGCGCUGUCAAAAUCAACAGAUCAGUGCGUGGGGCUGCUUUUUGACAUGCUCGGCAUCCAGUUUGCAAAGGAAGGAAAGAAAAGCCAAGCCUUCGGGCCAGAGAUGAAAGCCUUGGGUUUAAUAUUUGACUUGUCGCAAUUUGAUGAAGGGGUGGUAUACAUCAAACACACCCCUGAACGGAGAGCAGAGCUUCUUGCAAAGAUCAACAGCAUACUGGAACAAGACUCCCUCACCCCGAAGGAGGCUGAGUCAUUCAGAGGGCGUAUUCAAUGGUUUGAGUCUUACCUUUUUGGGCGUAUAGCCAACCUCUCUAUACACCGUAUUGGCAAGAGAGCGCAACAGAAGGGGUCCAAAACCAAGAGCAAACUUGAUGAUGAGCUGCGCUCCUCCUUGAUUUUCUUGCGUACAAGAGUCCAGACCGGCUCACCCCUUCUUUUGACAGCUGAAACGGAGGACUCAGUUUUGAUAUUUACAGAUGGAGCUUUUGAUGCAGAAAAUUUGAAGGGUUCAGUUGGUGGAGUGCUUCUUGAUCACAAGGGCAGACCCUUGCGCUUCUUCAGUGAAAACCUUCCAGCCUUGGUGAUGAAGCGUUUUCUGGAGGUUUCUGAUAACCCUAUUUAUCUCAUUGAACUUUUGGCCGGCUACAUAGCGGCGUUCCUUUGGGGAGGCUUAACGACUGGCAGAUACGUUGUCAUGUACAUCGACAAUGAAGCAUCACGCUUGGCUUUAAUUAAAGCCUACUCCUCAACACCGAUGGGAAAUGUCAUUGUCCAGAUGUUUGUAUCCAGCGAAGACUCAUCCCAAUGGAAAGUUUGGUUUGGUCGUGUCUGCAGCUACUCUAACAUAGCAGAUGCCCCGAGUCGCAUGGAAGUUCAAGACUUGGUGACCCGUGGUGCAAUGCAAGACAAAUGUGCCUGGGAUGUGAUCCUGCUCAAACUUGAAGAGACUGAGCACAAUUUGGGAUUGGGGUGA
Messenger RNA from Cladocopium goreaui, 2832 nucleotides. Lineage: Eukaryota; Dinophyceae; Suessiales; Symbiodiniaceae. The record is from the annotation of a GenBank genome assembly.